AAGCUUUGGACAAUUGGCUUUGUUGACACACUGAAAGGCGGUAGAUGAAAAUUGUUUAUUGGUGUGAGAAGCAUGAUGUGUUUUUGUGAUUGAAGGAAUCUGAUGAAAGACAUGGACGAUUUUGUAGUAGUUCAAGUGGAAGAAAUAUUACACUCCAGAUGUUGUUAUCGUCUGGUCUGCUUGAGCCUGGUGAGGGCACUAUGGCCAUUGAAUACUUGGGACAGCGUUUCGUAGGAGAUCUCCUGCCUGAUGGUAAAAUUAAAUCCCAAGAAACUGAUAUAAUCUUUGCUUCUCCAAGUGCUUGGGCAAUCCAUUGUAAACGAAUUAUCAAUCCAGAUAAAAAAUCUGGUUGUGGUUGGGCAUCGGUUAAAUACAAAGGAAGAAAGUUGGAUGUCUAUAAAAACGCUUGGUUCAGGAAGAAAAAGGAAGAAGAACAGGAUAAAGAAAACAGAGAUACAGAUGACGAUGAAAUGGAGAAGGAAAAGCUCGUGUCAGUGCAGCGGAUUGUGAAACAUAAUGUGUUAGGAAUUCGUUCCAUCAAUCAUGAUCCAAACACGUUGGUUGAGAGCACAGCAUUUUCAAGCCUGGGGAAAAUUCAGCCAUUUCUGGUUUCCAUGUCUACUAAUGCUGUUCUUGUUAUGGACUUCCAUUGUCAUUUAACUACCUCAGAAGUUGUGGGAUAUUUAGGAGGUCAUUGGGAUGUGAACGCACAUAAUCUCGCAAUCACACAUGCGUUCCCCUGCAAAUGUCGCUUGGGAGACAGGGAAAUGGCACCACUUGUUGAAGCAGAUAUUUACCGUGCAAUGGAACAACGUCACCUUACGCUUGUGGGAUGGUAUCAUUCCCAUCCCUUCACAGCAGCCACACCAACACUACGGGAUAUAGAUGCUCAGUUGGAGUAUGAAAUAAAGAUGAAAGGAAACAGUGAUGCUAGUUACACACCAUGUGUUGGUGUCAUCUGCUCUCCAUACAAUAAAGACAACCAGUCUCUAGAGUCUGCUAUUGUGAGCUAUUGGGUGAUGCCGCCUCCAGAGAGCAAACCUCAUGAUUAUGGGAAGCCAAUGCUUAUGAGUUACAGUGUUGUGCAGGACCAGUUCCUAUCCCAAGAUGCACUUAAUGAAAUGAAACGUUGUGUUGACUUCUAUAGAAAUGAAAGUGACUUUAUAAGUUUCUCGGAAAGUUACAGAGGAAACAUUAGCUACCUUGAUAAGCUCAAGACAACAUUAUCAUCAAAAUUCCCACGUGAUCAAAGUGAUGGCAUCCUUUGGAGUUUCAUUUGUGACCUUGUGUGCCCUGGGGGAGGAGCUACAGAAAAUGGUCUUAGUUUUCUGAAUAAAUUAUUUGGCAGCCCAGAAAUUCAAAAUAGUAGUCCUGUCCCCUUGGAUAAAGUGAACCUCCUAGUUCCCAGCAUUCCAAUGGCAUCCUCGGCUAAAUCAUCACCUGUUAACUUGGCAGGUGGGAAUAUGAUGAUGAGUGCGGACAUUGCUGCUGCAUUAUUUGGAAGCGGAAAGUUUCCAUCGCCUACAUCUCUCAUGGGUUUAUCUGCAGAAGCUAGUAGGUCUUUAAUUGGAUCAAGUGGUAUUAGCAACAUGUUUAUGCCACCUUUGGGUUUUAAAAUGGAUAAUAUUAGUUUAUUGAAACCUCUUACAAACACAGUUUCUAAUCCAGUGGCAAGUACUUCAAAAGCUUCCAGUCCUGUAGCUUCCAGUCCUGUUUCAGACACUAGAAGUGCAUCACCAGCAAAGACACCACAGACUGAACCUGUAAAUCUGACAGCUGCAGAAAGUACUGAAAAAAAUUCUACAAUGAUAAACAUGGAAACAACAUGAAACUCCAUGUUUUAAUUUUAAUGUUGUAGUUAUUAUAGUAUUUUAAAACUGUAAUUUAUAUUUAACAUUUUCUAAGCAGUUCACUUUCCCAAGUGACAAUUUUCUAUUUUGUUGACGUGUGAUGAGGGAUAUAGAAUAUGGACCAUUUUGGAAUAGUGCAGGUAAUGUCUGUACAUUAUGUACAGGCUGGAUAAUAUGACUGGAAACACUUGUUUGAUUUUUGUAUUAUCGGAAUACACUUACUUUCAUUGAAGCAACAGAAAUUUCUGUGCAGACAUUUCUGGUUAAGGAGUUCUUCAUGUCUCAGAAUCUCCUUUUAGGGAUUGUGUGGAUAAACUGUGUGUUUAUUUUAGAAUUACUGGUAGGAGUCAGCCAGCAAAAGUGACAACCUGAGUAUUACAGAUAUGUUAAAACAGGGCUGAGAAUUGAGCACAGUCCCUUGUGCUUUACAGGCAGUGCUCUUUCUUGUGGAAUCAAAGCACUUGACACACAUCAUCUCAGUAAGUCAGUAUGACACUGUGUCUCUCCUUUCUCACCAUAUCCAUAUUGGUCUUCGUUUCCUUUUACUGCCAUUGACAACGAGAAACAUUUUACUGAAACAAAUGUACAGUAAUAUUUUUAUUAUACAGUGCCUUUUACGUUCAUGUUGUGUAAUACAUAUGUGAUAAAACUGAAUGGCUGAUGUAAGUUUUGAAAGGCAUUAUGAGGGAAAAAUAUGAAUUUACUUAUGUAGGUUAUGUAAUAGUGACAUUAAUGUCAUGGGGUUCUUAAAAAUUUUGUCUUCAUUGUUGUAAAUAAAAAAUUCUUUGCUCUGAAUAGGAUAUUGAAACUGGUGAUGUAAUAUUUAUAGUGGGUCAGUAUCGGUAAGUGUCUUAUUUUGAUUUUCUGAGCUGUAAAAUCAUAUGUACUCUCUGAUGCAUUUGAUGAUUUACCAGUACCAAAGUGAUGGACAGUACAGGAUGAAUGUAUCCCAGCUAGUUGGAAAAGUUGCUGUUAUGGAUCUUCUGGCUCUGUACACUAAAUUAUACAUGGCUUAAUUUUGCCUGAGAUUAUUUUAGAAAAUUUGAGUGUGUCCUGAGAUGCUACAAGUGUUGUUGUGUAAAGUUAAUACUGAUCCCUUUGAGUAGAUAUGAUGAUGCUAUAAUUUUUUAAACAUUGGACCUGGCUUUAUACUUUUUGGUGUAUGUUGUUUUUCAGGCGUUGGAAAAUCCAGGAUGGAAUGUAACAAUAUUAUUUUUUCAUAAUUUUCAUAAUAUUGUUAUUUCAGACAUCGUUUCAUCUCUGUACCUAGCUUAUUUCAGACAUCGUUUCAUCUCUGUACCUAGCAGCAGACUCAUUCUGCUAUAUUCUAGAAACAGUGGAAAUAUCCGUUGUAACUAAAGUAAUUUCCUACUUCUUAACAACAUUGUACCAUUUUAGACUUGUAUUAUUUAGUCUUGUACUAUUCAACACAAUUUUUCCUGCCUGUGAUCAAGACCUUAAAUUAGUUGCUUUGUGAAUCUGAAUAAUGUAGUCUUCUGCUCUUUUCCUUUGCUUUAUGCAACUUAUACCUCACAUAAUUAGUUCUGAGAAUAGUAAGAAAACUUAAAGUAAUAUAUCCUCCAAUAUUAAGCACUUGUAAAGGUGUGGGAUGAGUAUAAGACAUCUUGAAGUGUGGAAGUUUAGCACAUCACUGAAAAUAUGCCAACAUUACUUGGAAAACUGUGAAUGAAUAAAAAGAUGUGCAUCCAAAAUAUUAAAAAUCAUACAGUUACUAAGCCACAUAGAUAACAGCAAUUGACAAGUCUGUUGUAAAUAGACCUGGAUAAAUUAUUGCAAGAUAGCAAAGAAAAUUUAAUGAUAAUUCAACAUAUUACAGAAAUAAGUUGCAUUUACAUAACAGGCCCAUUUGUGGGAUACCAUUGGUUAAGGUAUAGGUUGCAUUACUAAAAUCACAAAUUUAACAGUUUCUUUAAACAAAAUUUUAUCAGGAAUAUAUUAACUAUUACAGAAAAAAUCCUUUUAUAUGUUAAGCGGGAGAGGGGAGGGAGCACCUAUAUGGAACACAAUCAUUCUUUAUAUCUCUCUUUAGCUUGAAUAACAGCCUCCAUACUGAAGAAAUGUGGGGGCAUCUCAUAAGUCUUGCUAGGCCCAACUCUAAGCAUGUGAAGAAUGGCAGGAAAUUUUGUUCUGGCAACAGUUGGGAUGUUCUCCGGCUCAUGUGAAAGCCAGUGGUCAUUUCUCCUGUUGAUUUUUGUAUCAACCAUGAAAUCUCCUUGGAAAAGAGUCUGAUUUGCUCCACUUCAUUAAUUUCCAAUGAACACAGAAGAAAACUGCAGCAGCCGACUUGUUUUGCCCUAUCAGUCUUGAAAAGCACGUCUUUACUUUCCGUGUUUGGAGUUUAUUUUGAAUGUCCUCAUUGACAAUUCUACUUGUUGUUGGUCCACUUACACCAUUAACGAUUGCCAGUGAUCACAAUAAAUGCCUGGGAUUCUCUAAAAUCUGCAUUUGACCUCUCAAAAACUGCAAGAGUUCUCACAGUGCAGACUUUCAAAUGGCACUCCCUUGCCGGUACACGGAAAUAUUUGUUUAAGUGAUGUCGAGGCAGAUAUUUUGUAGCAAUAUCGUGAAUGGUGUCUUUCCAUUAAUUAAAGAAGUGAAUUAUACCUGCGGCUGAGAGACCAAUUUUGAAGGCCUUUUGCAGUCGAGCUUUUUUUAAAGUCAGAUACAGUACUUUCUUUCAAGAACUCGGGCAUUAUGAGAUUCGGACUGGUUACUAAAAACAGUUGGAGGUGACCUCUGGUGGAAGCAGGGUAGGAUGUUUAAAUUUGUCCAAAUUUUGGUCAUGCACCCUGCAGAAGUCAGAAAUGUGAGUUCAAGGAUUACGUGCUAGAAGUUAAAACAUAAAACAAUAACUGUGGUAACAUCAUCUGAGGAAUAAGCUGUAACACAAAUAAUAGCUUGAAAAAAUGAAAGUUGGUGUACAACAGUAUUAAUGUGAAAUAAUGACAGUGUUGUCCUAAGUUAGCAUUGCCUGUAUGGGUGCAUCCUUUUUCAGCAGACACCACUCAGAUCUUUUUAUAAGUACAAUUACAUGAGCAGUAUUAGAAAGAAGGAAAUUUUGGAGCUCGAAAAGGCUGUUACACAUAUUAUUUUUGGCACUUUAGUUGAAGAUUAACUUUUACAUUUUCUCAAAAGCAAUUGUUUUGUUUGUAAAUGAUGUGUCGACAGAAGUGCCGACACAGUGUGAUUUGAGGGGACCGCAAUGCACACUAUAAACACACGAAGGAUGGCGUGAGGUCUGAAACGGGAUACGUAAUGAAUGCUAUAAAGAAAAGUAAGUAGCUUUCGGAAUACUUAACUUUAAUCCAUCCUUGUUGUAUACAUCGUUCUUGAUGAGACAUGCUUUAUACUAUAAGUAUCAAUUGCUAUGUAAGGCUAAUGGCGCCUUGCUAGGUCGUAGCCAUGGACUUAGCUGAAGGCUAUUCUAACUAUCUGCUCGGCAAAGGAGCGAGGCUUCAUCAGUGUAGUCGCUAGCAAAGUCGUCCGUACAAUUGGGGCGAGUGCUAGUCCGUAUCUCGAGACCUGCCUUGUGGUGGCGCUCGGUCUGCGAUCACACAGUGGCGACACGCGGGUCCGACAUGUACUAAUGGACCGUGGCCGAUUUAAAACUACCACCUAGCAAGUGUGGUGUCUGGCAGUGACACCACAGUAAAUCCAUAACAUGUGCCUAUCUGAAACUAUGUGAAUGCAUGAAACAUUUGUUUGAAAAGAUUUCUUUAUAAUGUAAGUGGCAGCAGAAAGGUUUUCCUUUCAUGUGCCAAAAACAGCUGAUUAGUGGUGACAGUGAGCAUUUUGAUUUUUUCCCCCCCUUCCACUUGCACAUGUCAACUUACUGGAUGUUUUAGGCAGCUUAACUAUGAUGCCCACACCUAGUUAUCACACUACAAAUGUAAAACUUGCGAAAGUAGAGACUGAACAAGAUGAUUUCAGCAGCCGAGUCACUGGACUGAGGAGUGUGGUUUAAAUCGCUGCAUUCCAUCAUGACCUCAAUGUUCAGAUAAUAAGUUGGUGAAUUUCAACUGUCCUGUAGUGUGUGAGAAUUGGUCAAUUCCCAGUUGAACACUAAAAUUGUUUUCUAGGUAUCGUUCUUGUAUAGGUGUUUUCUCUUGUCAGUGUGAAGAUCGUGUGAACUGUCUCAUUUAAGUUGCUACAAGUAAACAACAGGCUGGGGACGGCUAUACAAUAUGAUAUAUGAACUCGUUGCUUUCUUGAUAUGGCUUACAAAAAUUCUCUUUUGUCCAUCUUACUUUCUCUGGCAUCUGGUUCAUUCCAUUGCUGCAGAACAAAACUAAUUCUUCCUUUUAUUCUGUAUGUCAGUGUCUGUCUGUUCAUUGUAUUAGGGAAGUUGUGAAGAAAACUGACUAAGGAUAAUCAUAUUUUAAAACUGAAGUGACCAAAUAUUUUUCCUGUAAGUGACAUUUUAUUGUGUUGAAUGAUAUCCAGCAAAUAAAUGGUCAGUUAAUUUAACUCUCAUCACUCUUGCCGUAGUCAGUUCUCUAUUCUGAUGAUUGUACAAGCAUUGUAGACCUUUGAUGCCUUUUUUACCAGUUGUAUUAUUAAUUGUUUCAUACAGUAAGUUGUGUGCAGUUAAGGAACAUUAUUUAGAUUUUUGAGCCUAUUUAAUAAACCCACAUAUUUUAUUUCUGGAUCUUCAGCCAAUGUUUAUUAGCAAUUUUUCUGACGUUAUGUCAGCAUGAGUGGGUGGAAUUGUUUGAAGUUCACCCUCCGUUUGUGGUGGCUGACAGGAGUUGAGCCCUCUUCCGUAGAUUUAUAUGUCUGUCGUAAAAAUGUGUGAGGGCUCUUCUCUGGUGAGUACUGAUGUGGUCAGAAAAAUUGUUGAACUAACAUUGGUCAGAAUUUUGAGGCAGAAGCCAAGAGGCAUCAAUAAGUGACCAUGAAAGCCUCAACAGUUUUGUACAAAUCAGCUGUUAAGAUUUGUUUUAAAGUAAGCACACAUGAUUAAAUCUCAUAUGAUCAUGAUCUCUUAUUCACCUCUCUUAUUUCUUCAGUAUCUGACUGUAAAAGUUAGCAUAUAAUCUUCCAAUGGUGUACAUGUUUCUGUCUGGUUACGUUUAUGAUACUGUUUGGUAUUUGCUUGUGUGCUACCUUAUAAGGGGCUGUUUGCGUAUAAUUUUGAAAAUGUAAUUGUUUUAAUACCUACAUAAAAUAUUUUGCUAUUUUUUCAUCUUUCCUUCUCAAUUUCUUAAUGACACACUGUAUUACCAUUUUAAAAAAAUCUGGGAAGCAAGUGUGUCUGUAGUAGUAGUUCUUAUGAUCAGUUCAUUGAAAGUUUUUGCCACAUAAAAUAUCAGGUGCUGUUAGCAUGCUGUAUCAAAUAUUUCACAGCUGCUGUUGUUUUGUCAUUAUACUUUACUGCUAGACUGUCCUGAAAGUUUGCUUUGUCUUCAAAAUAAUUGGCAGGGCAAAUGAAACAAAAUACUUGACAUUGUAUUGGUUUCAAGAGAAAAUUCCUGUUGUGUGUGCCUGUCAAUUCAAUUAGAAAUGCAAGAUCUCAUACCCACUGAGAAUCCUCAAACUCUUUUACCAUCUCCUCACCCUUUUAUUUUUUUUUAAUAUCCAUGAAUAGUGUUAUGUUUUCACUUAUGUUUCGAAUACAGAUUGACACAGAAGUCUGUUAACAUUUGAAAAUUCAGUUCUUCACAGUAAAAACUGACAUACAUGCUUGAAAUGACAAAGUGUUUUAUUGAAACAAAAGAAUGUGCACAAAAUGACCAACAGGGUGCUUCAUAUGUUACAAAAGCAGUAAUUAACAUAACAGUUUGUUUUUAGCAAAUAUAGUGUUCAUUAUAACAAAUGAUCAACAUGUUGGUUGUCUUCAUCAGCAAUACCUGUAUUUGAGGGACAAUGUUGUGAACAACACUGCUCAGCCUAUCUUUAGGUAGGUUAGAAAUUUCUGUUAGAUCUUGUCUUUUAGCAUCCCUUAUGAGGUCAGGUGAUCACGAUGGCCUUGCGACUUCCAGUUAACUCCACCACCACUGAUCUCACAGGUUGAAGUCUGGGAACCUGAGAGGCCAAGCAUGGUGGAAGUGGUGGCUCAUCAUGCAAUCUUCAUCAAAUUGUGUGCCCAAGAAAUCUUUCAGGCAUGUAGCAAUGUGGGUUGGAGUGCCUUCCAGCAGGUAUUUAUCAGCCAGGCUAGGGACGGUGCAAUUUCAUAACGUAUUGGUGUACCUUGCACCUGUCAUGCUGACAGUUUGAAAAGUAGCACUCUGCAUUUCCUUGAAGGAAAAGCGUCCAAUCACAAUUGAUGUAAAUACACCCUCACGACAACUUUCUCAUCAUCCUAUGGGGUUUCCACAAUGGUUCUAGGAUUUUUGGUUGCCCAAAUUAUGCAGUUAUGGGUGUUUUUGUCCUUUUGAAGAGGAAGUAUUUCGGAAAGAGGAAUUUCCACCAGGCAUAAAAUUGUUGUGGCAGUUACAAAGCAUUGUUUCACAGACGCAAGGAUACAUGACUUUCACUAUCUUGAGAGGUACGUGAUAACUCAGUUUUGUUGCAGCACUAUUAUGCACUACAUGAUUUUCAUCCUUGUAGUGCGUCACCGGGAAGAGUUAGAAGUCGAGGAAAAAAAACACAUGAUGUGUAAUCAGUAAUAGUAAUAAUUUUAAAAAUUAUUCUUACCUCUUUAUCUCUGUUCUGUCUUAUCCAAGAAGUUUGGCUUUCCUUUUUGUACUAUUCAAAUUGAUGACAAUGUUCUCAUGAAACAACUGGAAAUGUCAUUUUGCAUUAAUUAUACUUAUUCAACACCUAUAAUUUUAUAUCACAAAACUGAGUGCCAGUUUGUUUAUCAAUGAAAAAAGUAAUUUUCUUCCUAAUGUGAGUUGAAGCAUAAGGAUUCAUUAAGAUUUUCAGUUUGAGCAUCUUAACUGCAGCCAUUUUUUUCUCACUAAUUUUGUCUUGUUACUACAAAUAAGACCUCAGCAUAGACAAUUAUGUCACAAAAAGUCAGUAAGUAAUGUUGCCGUGUGUGUGUUGGUUUGAAAAGAUAGUUGCAAGAAUGGAUAGGAAGCUUGGGGGGGGGGGGGGGGGGGGGC
Molecule: messenger RNA, 8920 nt
Organism: Schistocerca serialis cubense
Lineage: Eukaryota; Metazoa; Arthropoda; Insecta; Orthoptera; Acrididae
Product: MPN domain-containing protein
Exons: 10
Coding region: 159-1829 (556 amino acids)
Biological process (GO): double-strand break repair
Cellular component (GO): BRISC complex; BRCA1-A complex
Molecular function (GO): metallopeptidase activity; polyubiquitin modification-dependent protein binding
Source: RefSeq, a predicted model, not a curated record